Molecule: messenger RNA, 1569 nt
Organism: Egretta garzetta (little egret)
Lineage: Eukaryota; Metazoa; Chordata; Aves; Pelecaniformes; Ardeidae
Product: trypsin-3-like
Exons: 9
Coding region: 1-1569 (522 amino acids)
Biological process (GO): proteolysis
Molecular function (GO): serine-type endopeptidase activity
Source: RefSeq, a predicted model, not a curated record
AUGGAUGACCUCAGCAGCUUCACGGACAGGAUCUCCACAGACAGGAUCCCUGUAGCCAAGAUCUUCAUGGACCAGGCCUCCAUGGAUGGGAUUUCCAUUGACCAGAUCUCCACGGAUGGGAUCUUUGUGGACCAGACCUCCAUGGGCUGGGAUCCUGUGCCGGAGGAGGACGAGUCACGGAUCAUCGGUGGGAGACCUUGCUCCAUCCAAGAGCGACCUUUCCAAGUUGCCAUCAUCAAGAGGGGUCAAAUCCUGUGCGGGGGAAGUUUGAUAGCGUCACAGUGGGUCCUGACAGCCGCCCACUGCCGGCAGCCGCAGAGCGUCGUCCGGGUGUUGAUUGGGACGGACACGUUACGGGCUGGGACAGGCCAAUGGAGGAGGAUUUCAAAGUCCUAUGUCCAUCCGGCCUACAACUCCCGCAAGAUUGACAACGACUUCAUGCUCCUGAAGCUGAACGCCCCUGUUGUGUUCAACGAGAAGGUCAAGAAGAUCCGGUUGGCCACCACGUGUCCCAUGGCAGGGAUGAGGUGCAGCGUCUCCGGUUGGGGCACGACGUCAUCCCCUGGAGCAACCCUGCCCCGAAAGUUGCAGUGCGCCGACAUCCAAACCUUUGGGAAGGCCAAGUGCCACCGGGCGUACGGCAACGCCAUCACCCCCAACAUGUUCUGCGCCGGUGUCCCCCAGGGGGGCAUCGAUUCCUGCCAGGGUGACUCCGGUGGCCCGCUGGUGUGCGGGGGGCAGCUGCAGGGCGUGGUCUCCUGGGGGAUGGCCGUCUGCGGCCACCGUGGCCACCCCGGCGUCUACUCCAACGUCUGGCACUGGGCGGUGCUGAUCCCCCUCUGGGCUCCCGCAGUGGCCGUGGGGGACGAGAACCGGAUCGUGGGGGGCCAGAGCUGCCAGAAGAAGCGUCACCCCUACCAGGUGGUCCUCCUGGGGCCCGAGAAGAACAUCCACUGCGGUGGGGUCCUCCUGGGGAGGUCCUGGGUGCUGACGGCCGCCCACUGCGACACCAAGAGCUCCAUCCCCAUCCGCAUGGGCGACCACAGCUUGAAGACCAAAGAAGGGACGGAGCAGUGCAUCAACUCGGCCAAAGCCUUCAUCCACCCCAACUACAACCCCACCAGCCAUGACAGUGACAUCAUGCUCCUGAAGCUCCAGAAGCCCGUGCGUUUCACCGACGUGGUCCAUCCCGUGGACCUCCCCAAGAAUUGUCCCCCCCCCAACAGCGAGUGCAUUGUCUCAGGCUGGGGGAGCACCAGCAGCCCUGAAGGGUACUUCCCCGAUGUUCUCCAGUGCGGCGUGGUCUACACCAUUCCCAACGAGGAGUGCGCCAAGCUCUACCCCAAAGGCAUCACCAAGAACAUGCUCUGCGCCGGCGUCAGCUCGGGGGGCACCGACUCCUGCCAGGGCGACUCGGGGGGGCCGCUGGUGUGCAAGGACGAGCUGCAGGGCAUCGUCUCCUGGGGGAUGCAGGUCUGCGGACAGCGGGGCAAGCCGGGCGUCUACACCCGCGUCUGCGAGUUCACCCCCUGGAUCCGUGACAUCAUGAGGAAACAGCCAUGUGUCUGA